UACUAUUUUAUUUUCAUGCACAGUACCUUGCUCAGAACUUGACCGAAAACAUUGUCCACCCCUUGUCUAUCAAGAAAUAUUUUUUAAAACGGCUUGAUAAGGAUUAUGAUGGUAAAUGAUGAUUGGUAGGAUACUGGGUAAUCAUGUUCAUUAUUUUUACUUGCAGUGCAAAGAAAGACAAAAGGCAAGCCGCAAAGAGAAGAAAUCAAAAACAUCUGCUAUGAACUCCCUGAAUUCUACCCUCUCUCUAAAUACAACUUUUGUGCAUCCCCAGUUUUUUUUCAUCAGUGGUUUGAAUAACAUGCCCCAUGCCAAAUACUACUAUGUUUUCCUGUGCUUUGUUUUUGUGGUCACUGUGUUGGGGAACUCCUUUGUCAUGUUCAGUAUAUACAUAGAGCGCAGUUUUCACACCCCAAAGUAUAUGGCCGUGUUUAAUUUGGUUGUAGCUGACUUAGGUGAAAGCACUGCUUUUAUUCCAAAUUUUAUUGCAAUGUUCCUUUUCGAUUCACAAUACAUCUCCUUUGACGCUUGCUUGGCCAACAUGUUUUUUGUGUUUUUCUUUGCCAGUUUGCAGUCUUUCACUCUGACCGUUUUGGCCUACGAUAGAUUGGUGGCAAUAUGCUUGCCACUGAGAUACCAUGCCAUCAUCACAAUGCAAGCGAUGGCAGUGAUAUUAACAGUGGUGUGGGCAUAUGAUUCAGUCUUACUGAUUUUAAUGGUGUCUUUGAUUACCAGGUUGUCCUUUUGUAAAUCCAUUGUGGUAAAAAGCCACUUCUGUGAUCAUGGACCCAUAUACAAUUUGGCCUGCAAUGACAAUUAUAUCAAUCAUAUGCUGGCAAUUAUUAACAUAGUAUUAUUACUUUAUGUACCCUUUAUUUUGACUGUACUAUCAUAUGUAUUUAUUGCUGGUGCAGUGUUUAAAAUAGCUUCAUGGGAAGGGAGAUUUAAAGCCAUUAAGACUUGUUCUGCACACCUAAUGCUGGUGGCUUUAUAUUAUCUUCCAAUCAUGGGCGUCUACAUUGCUGCACUAACUUUAAAUCUUCCGCCUAAUGUCAGGAUCAUGAGUACAUCAUUUGCAAAGGCUAUAACCCCCAUGAUGAACCCAAUAAUUUAUGUGCUGAAUACAGAAGAGUUUAAGGAAUUCUUAAAAAAACUUUUCAAAAGAAAAAUAAAUAACCACAAUGGGAAAGAAAAUAUUAAAAUAAAGGAAUGAAUUGAUAUUACAGGAACUCUUAUUACUGUAUUACAAACCCUGCAAUCUGUGAUUACAAAGGUAGAGGCAUGGGAUAUGAAUUCCUUAACCUCUGUUAAAUACAGAAAAAAAUCUUCAGUUUCCAGUUUUUAGUCUGCUAAGUCUUGGUUCAUUCGAUGGAAUACGUUUCAAAUGUAUUCAAUUAUUUAUUUUUUAAGCUUAAUGUUUAAAGUGGGAUUAAUUAUAAAAUGUUACUUACGGCAAUAUUGAUUCACUUUGAAUUUUUGAUUCUAUUCUUGUGGUUAUGAAUAAUGUAGUUUGAUGCACAUGCGAUUUGCUUAAUAAAUUACUUAUUAUUUAAUUGCAGUACCUAUAUUCAACAUAUGGAUACAUGUUAUUUUUUACAUAUGGGAAACAUAUGUUCUGAAUGUAUUUUAAGAAUAUAGUAGUCUUUUAUUUUUUAAAACUCAAGGCAAGCAAUAAUUAAUACCAUCUGUAUUUAAUGUUUCAGUGUCUCUUUUGA
This is a messenger RNA of Anguilla rostrata (American eel), 1715 nucleotides long. RefSeq names its product olfactory receptor 1F1-like. The coding region runs from base 116 to 1213 and encodes 365 amino acids. Gene Ontology annotation, molecular function: G protein-coupled receptor activity; odorant binding; olfactory receptor activity. The record is from RefSeq and is a predicted model, not a curated record. Gene Ontology annotation, biological process: detection of chemical stimulus involved in sensory perception of smell; G protein-coupled receptor signaling pathway. Lineage: Eukaryota; Metazoa; Chordata; Actinopteri; Anguilliformes; Anguillidae. The transcript has a single exon. Gene Ontology annotation, cellular component: membrane.